This is a messenger RNA of Hemicordylus capensis (graceful crag lizard), 2676 nucleotides long. It is a transcript of the gene HTR2C, whose product is annotated as 5-hydroxytryptamine receptor 2C. Gene Ontology annotation, molecular function: G protein-coupled serotonin receptor activity; neurotransmitter receptor activity. Lineage: Eukaryota; Metazoa; Chordata; Lepidosauria; Squamata; Cordylidae. Gene Ontology annotation, cellular component: plasma membrane; dendrite. The record is from RefSeq and is a predicted model, not a curated record. Gene Ontology annotation, biological process: chemical synaptic transmission; G protein-coupled receptor signaling pathway, coupled to cyclic nucleotide second messenger. The transcript is spliced from 6 exons. Bases 777 to 2186 code for a protein of 469 amino acids.
GGUGACUGGAGGGGACCGUUUCUCAUUACUCAAAGGGAUGGAGCCUGGCUUAAGAGGUGGAUUCGACUGGCAGCUCCCACCAAAUGUGCUGUAGCUGCAGAUGGGAAGAAAGCAGCCUUGAGACGUCUCUCCAGCAAGGCGAGAGCCACGGAGUGAUUCAUCGCUAAGGCAAUCGGAGUCAAGAUGGAGCGGCAAAGAUUUAAUCGGCUGGGAGAAGAGAGAGGAAAAGCCCGUUUGGAGUAGAUGGAGACCUUGUGGGCAGGAAUGUGGACUGCUGCAGGCAAGGGGACAAAGUUCGUUCUGUGAGGGGGCAAGUGGGAGCUGUAACCGAUGGCUUCUGUGCAGAAGUCUUGCUGUCACACCUGGGCUCUUGAGGCUUCAUAAUAUGGAACCUUCAUCUCUUCCUGGAACUCAGCACCUAUACCAGGGUUUGCGUCUUUGACAGACACGCUUGUGGGUGAGGAACCAGGACGUGAGUGGCCUUUGCAGGGUUCAGACAAGGGCAAGGAUGCUCGCCUUGAGUAUGAGCUGCAUGCUGCUGCCAAGGCUCUGUUUCCUCUUGCCCAUUGCCCCCCUCAAGCCGCCGGGCCCCACCUUCACGGCAUCCCAGAAGAACGCCACUCUGACUUCCACCAGCUUCCACCCGCUAUGGAAGGUCAAGCACCUUGGUGGCCCUGGGGCCGUGAGAUCCAGUUGUCGCCCUGGACCUUCUUCCAUUUGAAAAAGGGAUUUACGGGGAGGCGCUUUUGAGGACCGGGGAACCUCGGCUGCGAAGGAUGAGCGCCAUCAAUGGGGCUGGAGUCCUCGUUGGCCUUACAACAGUGUCUGUCACGCUGGACUUCAGCCUGCACGGCGGUCUGAUGGCCUGGCCGCUCAGCCACAAUCUGACUCUGAAUCAGAGUUCGCCGACGUCUGACCCUCUGAAUGUCUCCGAGGGGGCCGAAGUCUCUCGCAAGUCCAUCAGGGAGAAGAACUGGCCGGCCCUCCUCAUCUUGAUCAUCAUCCUGCUGACCAUUGGAGGGAACAUUUUGGUCAUCAUGGCGGUCUCCUUGGAGAAGAAGCUCCAAAAUGCGACUAACUACUUUCUGAUGUCUUUGGCAGUGGCAGACAUGUUGGUGGGGAUCCUCGUCAUGCCGGUGUCCCUCAUCACCAUUCUCUACGAUUAUGCUUGGCCUCUGCCUAAACAACUGUGUCCCAUCUGGAUCUCCCUAGAUGUGCUCUUUUCCACUGCCUCUAUCAUGCACCUCUGCGCUAUCUCACUUGAUCGCUAUGUCGCCAUCCGUAACCCCAUUGAGCACAGCCGGUUUAAUUCCCGCACCAAGGCGAUUAUGAAGAUUGCUGCCGUCUGGACUAUCUCCAUAGGGAUCUCCUUGCCUAUCCCCGUCAUCGGCCUGCAAGACGAUUCCCGAGUGUUUGUGAACGGAAGCUGCGUGCUGAACGACGAGAACUUUGUCCUCGUCGGUUCCUUUGUGGCGUUCUUCAUCCCUCUCAUCAUUAUGGUGUUCGCGUACUGCCUGACCAUCCAGGUGCUGCAGAAGCAGGCAUUGGUCUUCAUGUACGGGGAGACCCCCAAGCAGAGGCGGAGCAGCAUGAGCUGCCUCAAGAAGGAGAACAACACAGAGAACCUCUCGAUGCUGCAGAACCACGAGGCCGCCUCCCACUUAAACUCUCCCAUGAACAAAGAAGGGGUGCUCUUCCGGAAGGGGACCAUGCAGUCCAUCAACAACGAGCGGAGAGCCUCCAAGGUCCUGGGGAUCGUCUUCUUUCUGUUCCUCAUCAUGUGGUGCCCGUUCUUCAUCACUAACAUCAUGUCCGUUCUCUGCAAGGAAGCCUGCGAUGAGGCUCUUCUCGGGGAGCUUCUGGAUGUCUUUGUGUGGGUGGGUUACAUCUGCUCUGGGGUCAACCCCCUGGUGUACACACUCUUCAACAAAAUCUACCGGAGGGCUUUCUCUAACUAUAUCCGCUGUCGCUACAGCAGUGGCAAAAAGUUGGUGCAGAGGCACAAUCAGUGUCCGAAUGUCUCCUCGACUGCUUUGUACGGGAAAGACAAUUUAAACAGUUACCGUAAUGGCAAUGAACUCAACAGCAUGGAGCUGGACGAGACAGAGGAUGCCUUGGAAAUGCAUGUAGGGACGUCGGAGCUCUCAAUAAAUAGCUGCAGUGGUGAAAAGACGAGUAGCGUGUGACAGAAUGUCAACACAUCUGCGCCCUGCCUAACCGUGUGAUGCAGUUACAGACAGUGUAUAUGUUAGACAAAGAAUGGUGUAAAUAAGCAUUCUGAACAAAGCUGCUGUUUUUUGUUUUUUAAUUUAAAUUUUCAUGUUUGUACCACAUUGCUUUCCAUCAUUCCUGAAUAGGGUCUAUAUUCACUGUGGGAAGCAGAGGAUUCCCAGGGCCUCUGUAGGGACAGAUCCAAUUGACAUCGGUUAUUUUGCUUAUAAAAUAUUGACCUUUAUUUUCUUUUUCCGUGCAUGAACAAAAUGCUAAUUAUUAAUACUCAGGUGGUAUUCUUUUGGAGUCCUCAAUGGUCCAUUAUGAGUAGUCGCAUCUUAAAUAAAGGGAUAUGGGAUUGGCCAGACCGUUCUUAUUCUAAUGUUGAUCGUGAAUAUACUGGAUCAAUGCAUACCAAUCUCCCCCUCAUACCGGGGCACAGAAUAAACUUAUGUAACCAGCCAA